This is a messenger RNA of Pteropus alecto (black flying fox), 2876 nucleotides long. RefSeq names its product TBC/LysM-associated domain containing 1 (gene MEAK7). Gene Ontology annotation, biological process: TOR signaling. NCBI's taxonomy places the organism in Eukaryota, Metazoa, Chordata, Mammalia, Chiroptera, Pteropodidae. The transcript is spliced from 9 exons. The record is from RefSeq and is a predicted model, not a curated record. Bases 194 to 1558 code for a protein of 454 amino acids.
UUCCACUUCUGCGAUUGGGGCAGAUGGCCAUCCGUCAGCGCUGUCGCCCAACAACGGGGCUGCCUGCUUUAGGAAAGAAACCUUGAGCACCCUGUCCGGAAAGUGAGUCCUGGUCCAUGCUACGUAGGUCGGAGGUACUGGGAAGACUUCAUCUCUUCCAGAGUUAAGAAAAUCCUGCCAGGUCUAAGGAAAGAUGGGAAAUAGCAAAAGCCGAUCAAGGCAGAAUGUAUGUUCACAGUUUCUUCCUGCAGAGCGGGCUGAGAUGGAUAGAUUGUUUGCUACUCUGUCAUCGGAGAAAAGCAGCUCAAAUACCUCACCCAGAUCCUUCUCUCUGAAGGCAUUAAAGAGCCACAUUGGAGAAGCUCUUCCCCCAGAGAUGGUCACCAGAUUGUACAAUGGCAUGCGGAACGUUGACCCAGCGGGGAAGGCUAAGGGGCCCAGCGAGAGCAUCUCCCAGGAGCAGUUCACGGUUUCGAUGUCCCACCUGCUGAAAGGGAACUCCGAGGAGAAGAGUCUCAUGAUCCUGAAUAUGAUUUCCGUCACAGAAGGUCCUGUGAAGGCAAGAGAAGUUCAAAAGUUUACAGAGGAUCUGGUUGGCUCUGUAGUGCACGUGCUGAACCACAGACAGGAGCUGAGAGGCUGGACUCAGAAGAAAGGCUCAGGCCCCCCGCCCAGGGUGCAGGAGCUGGCUGCUCAGCUGUUCUCCGAGAUGAAGCUUUCAGACGGCAAGAAGCUUCUGGGGCCUCAGCUACUGGACUGUGACUGUGACCAAGCUAUGAUCGAGGACUGGGUGUUCAGGGCCCACCUCGUGGCCACGUUCCUGAGUGUGGUCAUCCACAGAGGCUUUCUCUUGCGCUUGUCCCUCAAUCUGACCACCCUGGUCCCUAAGUGUCAAGUUGACCAGGAGCAGGAGUUUGAGAGUGUCCUGGAUGUCCUGUCGGUCAUCUUUGUCAACUCCCACCUGCCCAGGGAGCAGCAGCACCGCUGGCAUCUGCUCUUCUCAACCGAGCUCCAUGGGCACAGCUUCGCCCAGCUCUGCGGGCGCAUCCCACACCGGGGGCCCUGCGUGGCACUCCUCGAGGACCACGAUGGCUAUGUGUUCGGAGGGUUUGCCUCCUGCUCCUGGGAAAUCAAGCCUCAGUUUCAAGGGGACGACAAAUGCUUCCUGUUCUCCAUCUCCCCCAACAUGGCCGUGCACACCUGCACGGGCUACAACAACCACUACAUGUACCUGAAUCACGGGCAGCAGACCAUCCCAAAUGGACUGGGCAUGGGAGGGCAGCACAAUUACUUUGGGCUGUGGAUCGAUGUUGACUUUGGGAAAGGACACAGCAAGGCCAAGCCCACGUGUACCACGUACAACAGCCCUCAGCUGUCAGCCAAAGAAGACUUCCAGUUCGAGAAGAUGGAGGUGUGGGCGGUUGGAGAUACCUCAGAGCUGAACCUGGCCAACAGCGGCAAGAGCAUUCUCGAUGUGGACCCCGAGGCUCAGAUCCUGCUGGAGGUCAGUGGGCGGGGUCUCCACAGCCAAGGGCUCCGGGAACCAUCUGACAACUAGUGAGGAGAAGCCCUGAGCUCGGGUCGUCCUGGACAGAGCGCACGGCCUGCUGGGGCUUCACUUUAACCGGUCACGUCUAGAUAGAUGUCCUGGAUGUGUUUAAUCAGAAGAGUAAAAUUCCUCUCAUGCCAUAUAUUGAUUGGUGGGUCUAUCUCCCAGAAAUCCUGAGUGUUAAAUUAGCAACUUAAUUUUUACUUUGUAUAUUUCAAAUUGCUGAAAUGCAAAGAUCCUGAGACCUUUGAGACCUUGGUUGGAAUCAGCGUUUGAUGAGCAUGUGAGUUCUUGUGUGUAGGGGGUUCCACCCACUGGGGGUCACCUCUGCAGGCUGUCCCAGUUAAAGCAUGUCUUGAUGUUCCAUUUCAACUGGUAAAGGACAGAGGUGUUUGGAUGUGAAUCUUGACGCUUUCUGACAAUAGUUUUCUAUGACGUGGAAUUUCUGUAUUUAUAAAAAAGCACAGUGUAUUAAUGAGGGAAACAGCUGAAGAUUUUGGAGAUAAUAGUGGCGUGAGUCCUCAAUACGUAUUUAUCAUAAGUUUCCACAUCUGCCUUUCUCAGCUGUGAGCAAAUGAGAAAAUGAGGAGAUUGACAGAGAAGCAAAGUUGUGGUUCUGUUAUUAAUUUAAAUGUGGGGGACAUUUGGGGGCCCUCAUAUGACCUCUUACAUAAGUUAGUGGUAACUUGGCAUCACUCCCCUGGGUUCUGGGUCUCCUGGCACCACACCUGUCAAUAUCACCUCCCUGCCAGUGAGCUGGGCUUCCGGGCAGAGCUGCCACCUCCCAGACCUGAAGCAACUGUAAACACACCAAGAAUUCCCUCCUUAAAGGAGCUGCGGGACCCUCUCUCACACAUAUAUCUCAUCCUCUUGUCUUUUACUGUAAGCUUUGACCUUUUCUUAUAGAGUUUGCCCUGAUUCUAAGCCAUAGCAAACUCAGCUGUUUGCAUUUUGCAAGUUCUGCAUUUUCUACUUUGCACUUGGCAAUGCCCUUGGCUGAACAGAAGGCCUUAUAAAUUAGCCUUCAAAAGAAAAGCACGUGCUUGGUGCGCGGAGAGGCAGCAACGCGACACACACAGACUCAGCCAUGAUUGAUUUUCCUUAAAAAAAGCCAGUUUCUUAAUAGCUUCUCAAGUACAUUGAGUGACUUCCUCACUGAUGGGGUAGUAGUUACAGGAUAUUGGAAUCCUCAGAUAUCUUUGCCAUAAAUCUGAAGAAUUAGGUCUCAAAUCUUCAAUUUGUUGUGGAAUUUAUAUGUAUAUAUAUAUAUAUAUCAAUUAAAUACCUCACUAAUAAAAGGUUCCUUGGCGUCCAUACCUCCAGUACC